ACACACACACACACACACACACACACACACACACAGAGCUGCCUUGUCCGCUUUGAGGUUGGAAGUUUGGGUACUCUGUGCCCACUAAGCUACUUUCUAUUUCAAGUGCCUGUAUGUCUGAGGCUGGGUUUGAAGCCUCCAGCAUGUUUGGAGUUAAUCCCCAUUAGGUUGGACUCCGCCCCUUUCUCCCAAAGGUGAAGCAAGGUUUUCAGGCAUCACUGCAAAGGGCAGCUAGUAUUCCCAUCCUUGUCUAACAAGCUGUGAGGAGAAGUUGUUUCUGAGACCUGAGCCUGAAGAGAGGGAACAAGUCAGUCAGCCUUCGUGGUCAGAAGAUAUUGCCUCCUUCCAAGCUACCAGGCCAGGAAGUCCAUUCAGCUGGAAGCCGGAACAGCAGCCUUGUUUUCAUUUAGGCUCCUUUCCUGCCACUUGUUCCACGAUGUAUGUCAAGAGUUAAAAGCUGUCUGAUCCGGCUGUGUUUGAAUUGGCAGAGCAGACCCUAAUUCAGUUAUCUGGUUCCUCCAUGGCAGCCUAAAGACCAUAAAACUCUAAAUCAGGCAGAAGGAAGGGAAGGUGGGAAAAGUACUGAAAAGCAAAAUCCCACAGGGAUCCAAAUGAUCCUCGAGAGAAUAAUCUUAUCCAGAAGCAAUGACCAAGUGGCACAUAAUUGAGCCCCAGGACUGGCCAACCAGAUGAAAAAUAGGCCAGUGGAGCCUACGUGGUAACUUACUGCAUUUGGUGCUGUGAUCCAACUCAUCUCCCCAUCCCUGCAGAGAAACCUGUGACCAUGAGGAGCAGCCUGACCAUGGUGGGAACCCUCUGGGCCUUCCUGUCCCUUGUUACUGCUGUGACCAGUUCUACCAGUUACUUUCUACCUUACUGGCUCUUUGGAUCCCAGCUGGGGAAGCCAGUGUCAUUCAGCACAUUCCGGAGGUGCAACUACCCUGUGCGGGGAGAGGGACACAGUCUAAUCAUGGUGGAAGAAUGUGGGCGCUAUGCCAGCUUCAAUGCCAUCCCAAGCCUGGCCUGGCAGAUGUGCACAGUGGUGACAGGUGCCGGCUGUGCUCUGCUGCUCCUGGUGGCACUAGCUGCUGUCCUGGGUUGCUGCAUGGAGGAGCUCAUCUCCAGAAUGAUGGGACGUUGCAUGGGAGCAGCGCAGUUCGUUGGAGGGCUGCUGAUAAGCUCAGGCUGUGCCUUAUACCCUUUAGGAUGGAAUAGCCCGGAGAUAAUGCAAACAUGUGGGAAUGUCUCCAAUCAAUUUCAGUUAGGUACCUGUCGGCUUGGCUGGGCCUAUUACUGUGCUGGAGGUGGAGCAGCUGCAGCCAUGUUGAUCUGCACCUGGCUCUCUUGCUUUGCUGGAAGAAACCCCAAGCCUGUCAUAUUGGUGGAGAGCAUCAUGAGGAAUACCAAUUCUUAUGCUAUGGAGCUUGACCAUUGCCUCAAACCUUGAGCUUUGAAAGAAGAUUGGAGAGGGUGGGAAAGGGGAGGAGGGAGCCCUGAAAAGAGGUACUAAGGAUUAGGCCAUUUGUCAUCUAACUGUCAUUAGUGUAGCCUAGUGUUUGCAUGCUUUUUAAACUAAUUGUCGUUCAUUUUCACUUAUCUUUAAUCCAGUAGGUCACUGGCUGUUUAUAAAAUUCAUCUAGUGGAAACAUUCUCAGACAUUUACCCAACUGGCAAGUCGUGCUAACCCGAAGACCCAAAGUACCCCUUUAUGCAAAAUAGGAUCCAAAGCUAAGGCUGGGUAAGAAUAGUUGUGCAGGGAGGGAGCACGAGAUGGGCAGAGCUGGUUCCUACCACUCCAUUCACACAGUUCAUCAGUUCAUUCCCAAGUAUUUCUUGUCACCCCCAAACAUCUCUGGAGUACUACUGCUCAAUUUUUGUGUCGUUAUCAGGAGUAUACCUUGGCUCUUCCUUUUUUUCUCCUGCUUCCCCUUCCCCACCCCUUAUGGGGAAGCUUCAGGGGAGCAGGGGAGGGUGAUUCCCAGUGGUGGGGAAAACAUUAAUCAAGGAUACUUGCAUUUAGCCUGGAGCUCCUUCCUCAUUAUGCUUUAGAAUAUUCAUAGGAGUUCAAUUUGUAUUCUGGCUGGGUGAUGAGCAAAAAAAAUAUAUAGUAGCAAAUAUUCUCUCAUCCUUUAGAGAUAAAGAAAUGGUGUUCAUCAAAUAUACUGAGAAUAGACUAGCAUUUGUGGGGCACUCAAUAAAUUUAAAUUCAUGGUGACAGUGACAAGGAUGUUUCUGCUAGAUACUUAUUGAAAUUUCUAUCAGAGAUCAUUUUUAUUGACUAGGAAAUCCACAGUGGCCUUUUACCCCCUAUAGUCACUCCUAAUGUGACAUAAGUUCAUCUGCCUGUUUCAAAGACUGUUCAUUAAAUGAUCUCUCCUCCAUCUGGGGCGAGUUAGCCACAAAAGAACACAGCACUGAUGGCACCUAGGGCUGAUGUAUUUUUAGGCCUGGACUCCAUCCCAUCUGUGCUCAAGGUUGAUGGAUGGUGUAGAAGAACUUGGUGUCUCCUGGGGGCAGACUUUGUCUCACUCCUCUCCCCCAGUUAAUUCAGGCCAGCUCCAUUGUUCCAUAACUACAGCUAUUGUUCUGUAACUACAGCUUUAGGGAAUGGGGAGGGCCUGUGAUUCAAAAGGCCAGCUCAUCUGUUUCUAUUCUUAAUAAUUCCAGCAUGGUUUUGAUACAGCCCUACCUAGAGGGAUAGAAAUAGAAAAAAACUGGCUUCAUAAGUUAUAUGCUAUCUCAUGAGAGGUCAGAGUUCUUAUAUUGGCUUUACAUAGGUAAGUGAAUUUAAAUGCUUCCUCCAUCUAUAGUUGACAUAUAGUUGACAUAUAAAGAAUAUGUCAAAUAUUUGAGAAAAGGCAGAUAGCUCACUUCAGAAAAGGUAGUUGGAUCAGGCGAUCUCUCUUUUCAGGCUAGGCAACCUUCUGGAAAUCUGUAGGAUAGACUUUGUCAAAGUGAGCGUAUAAGUCAGAAUCCUGCCAAGAAACAGAUGGUAUUCUCAAGGAGUUUAGCUGAGAUGAGCUUAGUGAAGGGACAAUUUAUGAUGGUGUGUGCAGGGUUAAGGGAACUUACCAGUGAUUGUGAGGCAUAGAAAGACUAUGAACAGUGAGGAGCUGUUAUUAUUAUUACUCCUAACACUGAAAGGACAAAGGGAAGAAACUGUUAUUGGCACCCAGUAAGUACUGCCCAUGUACAAGAGGGGCUGCCUCACAGGAGCUCUUGCUUCAGGUAGCACAAUGUAGUCUCUGCCCAAAUGCAGUAAGGAGGGAGAGAGGGGAAUGAACACCCAUAUCUCACUCUCUUUCCACUCUUUGAUCUCCUGCCAGUGCCCAUCAUUAGCCAGACCCAGCCACAUGGCAGCUGGCAAAGAAGCCUGCUGCAAUAGCCCAUUGAGGUCAGACUCCUUUGGCAUACAGCAUGGCAGGGAAGGUUGGAGAAUGAAGCUUGGGGUUAUGAGGGGCCAGUGGAAAAUGACAUUUCAGUGAGUGCUCUUAGCCACCAGACAAUGCCAUUGCCUUGUGCACUGCUUCCCAGGAAGUAUAUGCUUUGCUUUCCUCCAUGGCCCAGAAGCUUAAACACACUGUGAAGUAAUUGGACCCUGGAAAGGAGACUGAAGAGGAAGGGGUUAAUUUGAAAGAACACUUUAAAUAACUAUCACCUUGGAGGAGUUACUUGCAGGUGAAGUAAGUUGGAAUGUUUUCUCCUCUUUUCCAAUGAAAGGAAAGUGGAUUUAAAAGACACAUAUUUUUUUUUCUGUGAAGAAACCAGGUCUGCAGGGGCUUAUAUUCAAAGAAGGAUCUAGCCCCAUGUUCAAUUCGAAUUAAAAUUCCUCCUUGCCUA
Messenger RNA from Symphalangus syndactylus (siamang), 3840 nucleotides. It is a transcript of the gene LHFPL1, whose product is annotated as LHFPL tetraspan subfamily member 1. Gene Ontology annotation, cellular component: membrane. Lineage: Eukaryota; Metazoa; Chordata; Mammalia; Primates; Hylobatidae. The record is from RefSeq and is a predicted model, not a curated record.